CGGGUGUGCAUAAAAACGUGGACAGUGUUCUUGUAGCCAGGGCUUUGAUUGUUCACGGUUUUCUUGAAAACUGCGAAUCAAAGCUUUUCCUGUUUAAUUUUCCCUUAUUGGAACUAGUGUAAUUAUUAGAUAAUCAGUGUAAACUUUCCGGUCUAAUCGUGAUCGUCUGAGACAAGAUGGAUAACUCGCUGACUGCCAAGCAAAUCCGGAGUAUUUUUCUGGAUUUUUUCAAAGAAAAGAAACAUCUUUAUGUGCAUUCGUCGUCGACAAUUCCGCUGGAUGAUCCAACGUUGCUGUUCGCAAAUGCUGGCAUGAACCAGUUCAAGCCCAUUUUCUUGGGUACAGCUGAUCCAAACAGCGAAAUGUCCAAGUGGGUCCGUACGACCAACACGCAGAAGUGCAUCCGUGCCGGUGGUAAGCACAACGAUUUGGAUGAUGUAGGAAAGGACGUUUAUCAUCAUACAUUUUUCGAGAUGUUGGGAAAUUGGUCGUUCGGUGAUUAUUUUAAGAAGGAGAUCUGCACCUGGGCGUGGGAGCUGCUGACGGAACGGUUGAAGCUGCCAAAGGAGCGACUGUACGUGACCUACUUUGGCGGACACCCGGAGUCGGGGCUGGAACCGGAUUUGGAGUGUCGGGAAAUUUGGCUGAAGUUGGGUGUUAAAGAGGAGCAUAUUUUACCGGGUAGUAUGAAGGAUAACUUCUGGGAAAUGGGUGAGACCGGUCCGUGUGGGCCUUGUUCGGAGUUGCAUUUUGAUCGCAUUGGUGGUCGCAGUGUUCCGGAGUUGGUCAAUAUGGAUGAUCCGGAUGUGUUGGAGAUUUGGAAUUUGGUGUUUAUUCAAUUCAACCGAGAAGCGGACGGUUCUUUGAGACUGCUGCCGAAAAAGCAUAUUGAUUGUGGGUUGGGCUUUGAACGAUUGGUGUCGGUGAUUCAGAAUAAGCGAUCGAACUAUGAUACUGAUGUUUUCGUUCCACUGUUCGAUGCCAUUCAGAAAGGUACUGGAGCUCCCUCUUACCAGGGUCGCGUCGGAUCGGAUGACGCCGACGGUAUUGACAUGGCUUACCGGGUGUUGGCUGAUCACGCUCGUACAAUAACAAUCGCUUUGGCCGACGGUGGCUUUCCGGAUAACACUGGACGUGGCUAUGUGCUGCGGAGAAUUCUUCGUCGCGCCGUUCGCUACGGAACUGAAAAGCUGAACGCUAAGCCUGGAUUUUUUGCCACGCUGGUUGAUACAGUCGUAUCGCUACUCGGUGAUACCUUCCCGGAAGUUAGGAAAGAUCCUCAGCAUAUUAAGAAUAUCAUCAACGAGGAAGAGCAACAGUUCCUUAAGACAUUGUCGCGCGGGCGUAAUUUACUAAAUCGUACCAUUGCGAAAUUGGGUGAUUGCAAGGUGAUUCCGGGUGAUGUAGCUUGGCGUUUGUAUGACACGUAUGGAUUUCCAAUCGAUCUGACGCAGCUGAUGGCUGAAGAGAAAAACAUGACGAUCGAUAUGGAGGGUUACGAAAAGGCCAAACACCAUUCAUACAUUUUGUCGCAGGGUAAGGAAAAAUCGAAAGCGGCCACCGUCGAUCUGGAUGUGCAUGCCAUUUCUGAGCUGCAAGAGAAGAAGAUUCCCACGACGGACGAUUCGUUCAAAUAUCGUUACAAGGCAGACAGUACCGAUCCGUUGGCAGAGUAUCGGUUUGAGUCGUGCAACGGAAAGGUGCUUGCCCUUCGGUUCAAUAACGCUUUUGUGGAUGAAGUACAGGCUGGCCAGGAGUGUGGAGUUAUUCUGGACAAGACAAACUACUACGCCGAGAGCGGUGGUCAGAUUUAUGAUCAAGGCUAUCUAGUGAAGGUUAACGACGAAAGUACUGAGUUCAACGUGAAUCUUGUGUAUAACCGUGGCGGUUACAUUCUGCACAUUGGUGUGGUGGAAGGGACGUUGCGUGUCGGUGAUGAAGUCACUUGCCAUAUGGACACGGUUAGACGUCAACUAACGAUGAAGAAUCAUUCGGCUACGCAUGCUUUGAACCAUUCAUUGUUGAAAGUUCUUGGCCAGGACACCGAUCAGCGUGGUUCGCUGGUUGUACCGGAAAAGUUGCGUUUCGAUUUUACCAAUAAAUCUGCCAUGACCAUCGAGCAGGUUGCUGAAGCGGAACGUAUCACUCGUGAGGUGGUGCGAAAAAAUGUGCCGGUUUACGCUAAAGAAUCCAAGUUAGCAGUCGCCAAAACCAUUAAAGGCCUUCGGUCAGUUUUUGAUGAAGUUUAUCCGGAUCCCGUUCGCGUAAUUUCGUUUGGCGUUCCGGUUGACGAUCUGGAAGCAAACCCCGAAGGUGUUGCUGGUACCGAAACUUCGGUAGAAUUUUGUGGUGGAACCCAUCUCCAUCAGUCGGGUCACAUCGUUGAUUUCGUCAUAACUACCGAAGAGGCAAUUGCCAAAGGAAUUCGACGAAUUGUUGCUUUAACUGGCCCGGAAGCAUUGAAGGCACUGAAAAAGACCGAACUCUUGGAACAGGAAUUGAAUGCUCUUAAGGCCACGAUUGAUGCCGACAAAUCCGCUUCGGAAGCGAAGGAGCACGUCAAGAAGAUAGUAGAAUUGAACGAAGACGUCUCGCAAGCCACCAUUCCGUACGUCAAGAAGGACGAGAUUCGUAACGUACUUAAAGCACUGAAAAAGGCAUUGGACGACAAGGAACGUGCUGCCAAGGCCGCUGUUGCUGUAACAGUCGUAGAAAAGGCCAAAGAACUGUCGUUGGCAAACAAGGACGCUCCCUUCCUAGUCCACCGGUUGGAGGCUUUCAACAAUACGAAGGCACUCGAUUCCGCUCUGAAGGAGGUGCGCAAAAUUAACGCCGAACAAUCGGCACUGUUUGUUUCGUCCGACCCGGACAGUAAGAAAAUCUUUUGCCUAGCUUCGGUUCCCAAGUCCGCCGUGGAGAAAGGUCUCAAGGCAAACGAGUGGAUAUCGCACCUUUCCCCCAGUAUGGGCGGAAAGGGUGGUGGCAAACCCGAGUCGGCUCAGGCUUCGGGAGGCAAUUUCGACAAGGUGGAUGAAAUUCUGCAAUUGGCCCGUCAGUUUGCUGCCUCAAAAUUAUCAUAAAAUACACAAUGUGGUACCGAAAGUGCAUUUACAGUUUCAAUCAUUUUGCUCGACACCACCAUGAUUAGAUUGUUGAUUAUUUCGUCCAGUUUUAAAUUAUUCAUCUCUUUCAUUCGUAUCAAUUAUGUUCGGCUUUAUAACGAAAUUUGAUAAAACGAAUAAAAGCUUUUCUAGC
Molecule: messenger RNA, 3255 nt
Organism: Sabethes cyaneus
Lineage: Eukaryota; Metazoa; Arthropoda; Insecta; Diptera; Culicidae
Gene: AlaRS
Product: alanine--tRNA ligase, cytoplasmic
Exons: 3
Coding region: 177-3080 (967 amino acids)
Biological process (GO): tRNA modification; alanyl-tRNA aminoacylation
Cellular component (GO): mitochondrion; cytoplasm
Molecular function (GO): alanine-tRNA ligase activity; nucleic acid binding; ATP binding
Source: RefSeq, a predicted model, not a curated record